AUAUAUAAAACGUACAUACUUACAUAAAUAAAACGAUUUAGUAUACAAUCUUCGUUUGCACUUAUCAUUUUGCUUAAAACCUUACCGAGAAUCGCACCUCUUUGAAAAUCGAUACGAGAAUCGGUAUUUUAUUUAUAUUCGUUUUUGAAUAUCGAUUAUUUUGCGAGUAUUUUGUAUUUUUUUUCUGAUUAAUUUGUGUUUGUGUUUCACCUGUUUUUUUUGGGAUAAUGGCUGUUAAAAUGACUUCGCUGUGCUCAAUAGUGUGCAUCCUGCUAGUGCUAUGCCUGGCGGUGCUCGUCCGGGAAUCGAACGCGCGACCCCCAUGGCUGGCGCCCGGUAGUGGCGUGUUCACUGAGUCCGCUGAAUGUCAUACUGAUGAUGAGCUACUAGACCUUUGCCAGAGAUGCGCCAAGCUCACCAAGUCCAAACUGGCAUAUCCAGCAUGUUGCUCCACAGAUCUUCAGGCCAGAAAGUGGUGUUCCGAUUACGUAUAUUUCGGAAGAGGUCAAUAUGACUUCUACUGACCAAUAAAUAGUCAUUAAGUAGUCAUAAGUUUGAAUUUAGGAGUGGUUGAUUGACUGACCUUGUGACAAAAGAUGAAGAAGGCAUUUUGCAUUUAAUUUAAGUAGCAAGUUUGUUACUGAUAAUGUCUUCUUUUAAGUAUUUUAUGGACGUAACAGAGGGCGGUCUUUGAAAAGAUACUGUGCUAGGACGAAAGGAUUAUUUGAAUCGCUUUCACUGUAAUUCAAAAAAUGCAAGGAAAGAAACGGGUGAAAAAGGUUUGAGUUUUUGAGGUCGUUUGUAACACUAAUUUCGAUAAUUUUGUAUUAGAAUUCUUUUCAUAUUUUUUGUUCAAAUUGAGUAAUCUACAACUAAAAUAAUGUUUAAAAGUAUUUUUUUCAAAGAUCCGCUAUUCUAAAUAAGUCCAAGUUUUGAAAAAAACUGCGCCGUCAGUCAUACCGAACUAAAUAAGUAUGUAUUUUAUACAUUAAAAUGUAGUUAUUUUUAUAACAAAAUGUUGUACAUAAUUAUAGUGAAUAAGCUAGGUUUAAUUUAAGAGAGAGUAAGCAUUUAAAUCGCAUAGACAGACACACAUACAUAGGUUAAUUAAAUAUAUUUCUUAAUGUGAGACCAUCUUGUAAUAAUCAUAAGGAUCAACUAAAAAAAAAUAGUAUUUCCGUAGAAUUUUUUCUUUUAACUUUCUACUAAAAAGAAAAUGUAAUGUUUUAAGAACUUGCAACCUUUCACAAAAAUAAACUGCCUAUAUUGGUCUAAGGUCACUCGAACUGCAUUCUAAAAAUAUUCCGGAAUAUCCAUUUUGUUUUGAAGAGAUUAUCAGCAUAGCUAGAGGAUGAGACAUUAGUUAGUAAAUAUGGCUAGAAUCGCUAAUUACUGUUAUGUAUUACAUAUAUCCGUGUGGUCACUGCACGAAACAUUAAUUAAUAUUAAUUAUCAUUAAGCUAAUUGGCAACCUUUGCGCAGCCGUGCGAAUUGUGAUUCAUACACAAACAUGUGAUUUAUAAACAUGAUUACUAAAAUAUGUGAAACUAAAAGUUCAAAUAUUUUUAGGAUUUAUUUUUUUCAAAUUUUAGUUUUCACUAAAAUAAACUACUUGUCAUCAUCAUCAAAAAUAUUGUUAAAUAGAAAAAAAAAUGCGAAAUUGAAUCUGAAUUGGAUUCAAAAAUGAAGCUGUGAUAAAAAUGUAAAUAUUUCUUUUAAUGUAUAAUGUUGUAAAUAUUAUUUAUGUAAGUGUGCAAUUUAAACGUCUGAAGUGAAGAAGUAACUAAGAAUAUAAGAAUUUUAAUAUCUAAGUAAAUAAAGUAAAAUUACUUUUUACUGAUAUGAA
Helicoverpa zea (corn earworm) is the source of this 1846-nucleotide messenger RNA. RefSeq lists its product as uncharacterized. The coding region runs from base 228 to 524 and encodes 98 amino acids. The record is from RefSeq and is a predicted model, not a curated record. The transcript has 3 exons. Lineage: Eukaryota; Metazoa; Arthropoda; Insecta; Lepidoptera; Noctuidae.